This is a messenger RNA of Pogoniulus pusillus (Red-fronted tinkerbird), 2275 nucleotides long. RefSeq names its product septin 6 (gene SEPTIN6). Bases 68 to 1354 code for a protein of 428 amino acids. NCBI's taxonomy places the organism in Eukaryota, Metazoa, Chordata, Aves, Piciformes, Lybiidae. Gene Ontology annotation, cellular component: septin complex; cell division site; septin ring. The record is from RefSeq and is a predicted model, not a curated record. The transcript has 10 exons. Gene Ontology annotation, biological process: intracellular protein localization; cytoskeleton-dependent cytokinesis; cilium assembly. Gene Ontology annotation, molecular function: molecular adaptor activity; GTP binding; GTPase activity.
GUGCUGCGGUGGGCGCGCCCAUAGCCGCCCGCCCGGGCGGGGCGGGCCCUGUGGCGGGCUGGCAGCGAUGGCGGCGGCCGAGGUGGCGCGGCAGGGUGAAGGCUGUCGUACCGUCCCGCUUUCUGGACAUGUAGGAUUUGACAGUUUGCCUGACCAGCUGGUUAAUAAGUCAGUUAAUCAUGGGUUUUGUUUCAACAUCCUGUGUGUGGGGGAGACUGGCCUUGGUAAGUCCACCCUCAUGGACACACUUUUCAACACCAAGUUUGAAGGUGACCCAGCAUCACACUCACAGCCCGGGGUCCAGCUGAAAUCCAAUACCUAUGACCUGCAGGAGAGCAACGUCAACCUCAAACUCACUAUUGUGAGCACAGUGGGCUUUGGGGAUCAGAUCAACAAAGAGGACAGCUAUAAGCCCAUCGUUGAGUUCAUUGAUGCUCAGUUUGAAGCCUACUUGCAAGAAGAACUGAAGAUAAAGAGGGUCUUGCACAAUUACCAUGACACACGAAUCCAUGCGUGCUUGUACUUCAUCGCUCCGACAGGCCACUCACUGAAGUCCCUGGACUUGGUAACAAUGAAGAAGCUUGACAGCAAGGUGAACAUCAUUCCCAUUAUUGCCAAAUCUGAUGCCAUUUCCAAGAGUGAGCUGACCAAAUUUAAAAUUAAAAUCACAAGUGAACUGGUCAGUAAUGGGGUCCAGAUCUACCAGUUCCCAACAGACGAUGAAUCAGUGGCGGAGAUAAAUGGGACAAUGAACGCCCACCUGCCGUUUGCAGUGAUCGGGAGCACGGAGGAGCUGAAAAUAGGAAACAAAAUGAUGAAAGCUCGUCAGUACCCCUGGGGCACAGUGCAGGUGGAGAAUGAAGCUCACUGUGACUUUGUGAAGCUGAGGGAGAUGCUGAUCCGCGUGAACAUGGAGGACCUUCGCGAACAGACCCAUACACGCCACUACGAGCUGUACCGGCGGUGUAAGCUGGAAGAGAUGGGUUUCAAGGACACUGAUCCAGACAGCAAGCCCUUCAGCUUACAAGAAACUUAUGAAGCCAAAAGAAAUGAGUUUCUGGGGGAACUGCAGAAAAAAGAAGAGGCAAUGAGGCAAAUGUUUGUCCAGAGGGUCAAGGAAAAGGAAGCAGAGCUGAAAGAGGCUGAAAAAGAGCUGCAUGAAAAGUUUGAUCGCCUGAAGAAGUUACAUCAGGAUGAAAAAAAGAAGCUAGAGGAUAAGAAGAAGUCUCUGGAUGAUGAAGUAAAUGCAUUUAAACAAAGGAAGACAGCAGCUGAAUUGCUUCAGUCUCAAGCUCAGCAAGCUGGAGGAUCACAAACUCUUAAAAGAGAUAAGGAAAGGAAAAACUUUUUUUAAUCUGUCUUCGCCAGCUGCACUGGGUCUGAGGGAGAAGACUGCAACUUCUAGAAGAGUUAAAGGGUCCUAUGUUUGGGGAGGGGGGGGACAAAUCUUCAGUGUUAGUGUUUUGGAAAGAAGCUCUUUUACUGACUUGCAUGGUAUCUGAAGUUGAAGUGUCUUGUAAUUUGUGUGACAAGACAGGGUAAGACGCGGGGGAACGGAUGGUUCGCUUGGAAUUUCGGAGAGCAACAGAGCCGUGAAGUUCAGACUAACAAUGUAGCGAAUACAUUUUCAAACAUUGCUGUGGGCAUAUUUUUUUCCCCCCUAAUUUCGUCUUUAGUAAUAUAAAUGUCAUGGGCUUCCGUGAGGUGCGAAGCCUAAGGAGUAUUUUCAAUAUGCUGUUGUUUGGUUAUGGAAACUGUGCAUUCAGAAUCGAAUAUAAACAUGGUGCAAUUUCCUGUUGGCAGCCACGAACUAUUUAAUUUUAACCAAGAAAUAAAGCAAGAACUGUGUGUUUUCAUUGGUGUCCUGUGUCUCACCACCUUACUAAGUAAGCUCCAUUGGCUGGUGGACUUAGGUCAAAGGGUACUUUAGGGUUUUUUUUUUGGUUAAACCUCUUCUUAAAAGUUUUAAAAAAUGUUAGCAGACAGCUAACUGGCAGCUGGUAUGAAAAGGGUCCGCCUGUGUGCCCCGCGAGUAGGGUGCGUGCUGGAGCCAGCCCUUGCACUUCCCGCUCCUCCGUCCUGCUCUGCUCCCUGCAUGCUUUCCCAGCUGCCGUCUUCUCGCCGCACUCCUCCGUUGGUUUCCUCUGUACAAGUGGCAGCGUGCGAGAGCCGCACCGAGUUCCCUAUGUACACAAUAAGCAUUGAAGAACCAGCACUGUUCAGCCCGAUACCUUUCUAACGUUAAUGUCGAUUUUAAAUAAAAAACAGGAAAGCC